Molecule: messenger RNA, 1977 nt
Organism: Condylostylus longicornis
Lineage: Eukaryota; Metazoa; Arthropoda; Insecta; Diptera; Dolichopodidae
Exons: 3
Coding region: 118-1776 (552 amino acids)
Source: RefSeq, a predicted model, not a curated record
UUUUACGCUACGCAGUCCUCCACAAUCCUUUUAGAAGAACAGGUGUAUAAAAGUUAUCAUUGAAAUAUUUUGUAUAUAUCAAUUUUUUCGGGGGAGAGAAAUUUAACAAAUGAAAAAAUGAAAUUCUCAUUAGAAAAUUUGCAAAAAAAUGUUCAAAGUGAAUUUAAUAAAAUACGUGAAGCAAUAAAUGUACGUGAACAACUUUUAUUGAGACAACUCGAUGUUAUUUGUAAUUCAAAUCAAUCCUAUCUCAAUAAAAAUAAUAUUGCCACCACAAACUCAAUUUGCCCCACUCAUGACCUAAAUAAAUCUAAUGGAAAUUAUAACAAUGGAAACAAUGAUAUUGAUGAAAUAAAAUUUAUUUCCGAUACUGAAGCUAUUUUAAGUUUAAUAAGAAAUUUUGGAAAGUUCAACCUUGAAAAUGUUAAUGUUAACUUUACAAACUUACUUUAUAUUAACGAAGAUGAACCUGAACACGAUACCCCCACGAUGGUUAAAUGUUUAGAAAAUGUAACAAAAAUGACAAAUAUUACUAUUACAACACCAAGUACUACAAAUAGAACGAUUAAUGGUGUUGGUGUUGAUGUUGAUUAUCAUGACGAAAAUAUUGAAGUUACCAAAUAUUUAAAUGAUAAUAACGAAAACGAAGAAAAGGUUGUUAUAGAUUUUUCUAAUAAUAGAAAAUUUAUAACAGAAAAUGUAUCAAAUUUGAAUGAAUCUGUUAUAAAUAUUACAUUGAACGAGGCGAAGGAAUUAAUUGAAAAAUCAUCAAAUGCUCUUCAACCAAUGGAAUUGGCAAAAAACAAAGAAAGUACAACUACUUCAAGCGAGCGAACAAAAUCAAUAACACCAGUCAGUGGAAAUCGUUCUAUAAUCCCAUCGACAACUUCUAUUAGUAAUGUAACUAAAACGACUAUAGAAUCAAAAAAACAAAAAAAGUCACUUAAACUUAAACCAAAAAUUACAAUCAACAAUUGUAAUGGAGUAAUUAAUUUAAAAAAUAUUUCAAGUUUAACAAUCAAUUGUGCUAAUAAGGAUUUAAUGAAUGUUAAUCAAACAGUAUCUCAAAGUGAACCGAUUAACGAUGAAGACUCUAUAGCUGAAUCCCAACAAAUUUAUUCAGUUACAGAAAAUGGUGAAAAUUCUGAAAAUGAUGAACUAAUAUCAGAGGAAUCAGAAAAUAAUACGACGUUAAAUGGAUCAAGUACCACAACAACAAAAGAUAACGAUAAUUAUGUUAACUGUGAAUUUUAUAAUCGUUUAAUUGCUGAGAUCAAAAAUACAUUAAAGCAACAACAACAUCAACAUGCUAAAGCACAUGCCCAUGCACAUUCAAGCAAUGUUCAUCACAGUACUGAUGACGCUGAAAAUAACAAUUCAAAUGAUAAUGAAAAUAAUAAUUAUAUUGAUCCAAUACAUGUUGAAGAACUUCAAUUGAGCGCUGGAGAAUCUUCAACUACAUUAACUACAUCAAAUACAAAUAAUACUUCUAAUACAACUAGAAAUAGUUCAAUAAAAAGCAAGAAACUAUUGCUAAAAAAUCUUGAAAAUUUAAAAAUAAUUUUGGAGAAAAAUGAAGAUGAUUCAUCAAAUAAUAAUGAAGGCGGUAGUAAUAAACAACCAGGACGUCCAGUACAAAUUGAACAGUGGCUAGCAGAAAUUAUAUCUGAAACUGAAAUUGAACCUAUGUUAAAUUCAGAAAUUUUAGAAUUAAGCAAAAUACAAAGUGGUACACUAACAAGUACUUGUGGUAAAAGUAAUGCAUCGACGAGUUAAAUUAAUUAUUGAAAUUUAAAUACAUAAUGAAAUCUGAAAUUAAGUAUGGUAAGUAUGUAAUAUUGUUUUUAUGUACUUCAUACUGGUACUAUAAAGAUUUAAAGGUGACUUUAGGUACACAUUUAACAUUUAAUAAAAUCAAAUUCACAUAAAAAAUAUAAAAAAGAAAAAACUACAUAUUAUUUCAGACUUUAUUCUUUU